UUGGGGAUGUAUAUAUUCUCCGAUGCCAAAGCCGAAAGUCAUCCUUCAGUACCCAGCAGAGAGCUUGGAAUAUUUGAAGCCCAAAAAUGGUGAACUACCUCCUGAUGAUAGCUGCGGAGCUCGAGAACCUCACCAACCUUGAGCCCCAAGGUGGCUGCGACGACCCCAACUUUUCCUACCUCUUUAAGUUGAAAUGUGGGAGGUGUGGAGAGGUAAGCCAGAAAGAAACUAGUGUGACCUUGAGUGAGACCGUUGCUCUCCCAGCUGGUAAAGCAACCACUAAUCUCAUUCAGAAGUGCAAGUUUUGUGGAAGGGAUGGUACUGUAACAAUGAUCCCAGGCCGUGGUAAACCACUGACUCAAGAAGUAAGUGAAUCUGGGAAGCAUGCCCCCUUGAUGUUGUUUGACUGCAGGGGUUAUGAGCCUAUUGGAUAUGUAUUCAGCGGUGACUGGAAAGCUGAAUCAAUUGCAGGAACUAAAUUUCACAGCAUUGACUUGUCAGAAGGGGAAUAUGCAGAAUAUGAUGAGAAGGGAGAGUGCCCAGUUAUGAUAUCUAAUCUUCGUUCUACUUUUGAUGUGGUGAGGUAGAGAGUAGUACUCUCUUAUCAGCAUUAUGUCUUCGUAUAUAUGAAUAACACUUUUUCUCUGGAUGAGGUAGAAAGCAUUCAGAUACUUUAUAUAAUCUAUGGAUCGGUUUAUCACUGAAAUUGGCUGAAUGUGACAUGUUUGACUUGGAUUUGUUCAUGAAAUUUCUGACUAGAGCUAUCAACUGAUUAUGUUGAUAAUUAUGUUUUGCGGGUA
Molecule: messenger RNA, 800 nt
Organism: Juglans regia (Persian walnut)
Lineage: Eukaryota; Viridiplantae; Streptophyta; Magnoliopsida; Fagales; Juglandaceae
Product: CXXC motif containing zinc binding protein
Exons: 4
Coding region: 87-587 (166 amino acids)
Molecular function (GO): zinc ion binding
Source: RefSeq, a predicted model, not a curated record